AUGGACAGUACAUAACAACUUGCAUAUAUAAUCAAACUGAGUUAGUAGAGUUUCAUGCAUUGUUUCACAUUCCAAACAAUAAUCUCUUCUCUUCUCUUCUCCCACUCACUCUUUUCCAUUAUUCAUCUCUAAUUUAUAUCAUGGACUACCUCUUUCCAUCAAUCUUAUUCCUUCUCACAUUACUUCUUAUAAUCAUCCCAUUGAUUAUGAAGACAUCAUCAUCAAAAACCAAUCAUGAUAAAGCUAUUGUAACAAGCAAUGUUUCCUCAACACCAAAGUUACCACCAGGGCCAAUGAAGCUACCUCUCAUUGGAAAUCUACACAACCUUAUAGGCUCUUCUCUCCCUCAUCGCCGGUUGAGGGAUUUGGCUAAGCAAUAUGGACCAUUGAUGCACCUUCAACUCGGUGAAGUUCCUCACAUUGUUGUUUCUUCACCUGAGAUUGCGAAAGAGAUGAUGAAAACUCAUGAUGUCAACUUUUCUGAAAGGCCUUUUCUCCUCAUUGCUGGUAAGUAUUAUGGUAUUGAUAUUGUUUUUGCACAUUACGGUGAUUAUUGGAGACAAAUAAGGAAGAUUUGCUUAGAACAGUUUUUAAGCCCUAGACGAGUACAAUCUUUUCGAACCAUUCGAGAAGAAGAAGUGUUUGAUUUCAUUCAAUAUGUGCAUUCAAAAGAAGGAGAGUCUUUCAAUCUUAGUGUAAAAAUAUUCUCACUCACAUAUAGCAUCACUGCAAGGGCAGCCUUUGGUAAGAAAUGUAAAGACCAAAGAGCCUUUAUAUCGACUGUUGAAGAAGUUCUAAAGAUUGCUGCCGGUUUUAGUGUCACCGAAGCAUUCCCUUCACAAAAGUGGUUGCAUUGGAUUAGUCGCUCGGGCCAUAAUAUGGAAAAGAAGGUCAAAAUAAUAGAAGCAACUCUUGAUAACAUUGUAAAUGAGCAUAAAAAGGAUAGUAAACAAGAGAAUAUUAAUCAUUUGACCGAAAAUAACAAGUGUUUGUUGGAUGUUCUUUUGGAUCUUCAAGGUAGUAAUGAGCUAACAAUUCCACUAGAGCCUUUAAACAUCACAGCAAUCAUCUUGGACAUGUUCAUUGGAGGAAGUGAAACAUCAUCUACAGUUGUAGAGUGGGCAAUGUUAGAGUUGUUGAAAAAUCCGACAUCAAUGGCAAAGGCGCAAGCCGAGGUUAGACAAGUGUUUGGGAAAAAUAAUAAUGUUGAUGAAACAAAGCUUCAUGAGCUUAAAUUCAUAAAGAUGGUUAUCAAAGAAAUCAUGAGAUUACAUCCUCCUGGGCCUUUGUUAAUCCCAAGAGAAUCUAAAGAAAGUUGUGUCAUGAAUGGCUAUUACAUACCAGCAAAAACUAAAGUACUUGUUAAUGCAUGGGCAAUAGGAAGGGAUCCAAAGUACUGGAGAGAAGCUGAGAAGUUUUACCCUGAAAGAUUUAUUAAUAGUUCAAUUGAUUUUAAAGGGAAUAACUUUGAACUCAUUCCAUUUGGUGCUGGUCGAAGAAUAUGUCCUGGUAUAUCAUUUGCCAUAGCAGAUAUUGAGUUUCCUUUAGCACAAUUAUUAUACCAUUUUGAUUGGAAACUUCCUAAUGGAAUAACUCAUGAAAAUCUUGACAUGACUGAGGUUUUUGGCAUGACUGUUAGAAGAAAAGGGGAUCUCUUUGUAAUCCCAAUUCCUAGAAAUAAUCCUUUGGUUAUUGGAUAAAAACACAUGGAGAUACCUAGAAACUUUCUUCUACUAUGCACUACUUUCACUUAUGAUCUAAAUUUGCCAUAUGUUCUUAAUUUCUUAAUUUUAUCUAUAUUUUAUGUAUUUCUUUUAUCAGGUUUUAUGACUAGCUACUUGAAAUAAAUAAAUAUGUCACUAUAUUGAGUACUACUAGUUUUAGUUAUGACACCAGGCAUGAUCCGAUGAUCAGGUUUAAUAAAAUGUAUAGGAUUGCUCAAAAUUUUUUUCUUUUAAGAAAAACUGAAUAAUUUAGGAUGCUAAGGUUUCAACCUACGUACAAUCAAGGUAAAUGUUGUUGGGUUUUAUGCCCUAAAUAAAACUCAUUUCAAUAUAA
Cannabis sativa is the source of this 2058-nucleotide messenger RNA. Its product is annotated as cytochrome P450 71D10-like. Gene Ontology annotation, molecular function: oxidoreductase activity, acting on paired donors, with incorporation or reduction of molecular oxygen; iron ion binding; monooxygenase activity. Lineage: Eukaryota; Viridiplantae; Streptophyta; Magnoliopsida; Rosales; Cannabaceae. The coding region runs from base 141 to 1700 and encodes 519 amino acids. The record is from RefSeq and is a predicted model, not a curated record. The transcript has 2 exons.